Messenger RNA from Alligator mississippiensis (American alligator), 2710 nucleotides. Its product is annotated as zinc finger protein with KRAB and SCAN domains 8. The transcript has 4 exons. Gene Ontology annotation, biological process: regulation of transcription by RNA polymerase II. Lineage: Eukaryota; Metazoa; Chordata; Crocodylia; Alligatoridae. Gene Ontology annotation, molecular function: RNA polymerase II cis-regulatory region sequence-specific DNA binding; DNA-binding transcription factor activity, RNA polymerase II-specific. The record is from RefSeq and is a predicted model, not a curated record. The coding region runs from base 165 to 1805 and encodes 546 amino acids.
GGCCCUGGCAGUGCGGGGUGCGGGGUAGAGGGGCGCGGAGCUGGGGCCAGCAGGCUGCGUUAACCGUGGUGUCCUCUCUGCAGACGGCUGGGCCCAGGAGAGGCAGACGCGGAGCACGGGGGCUAUGCGGGGGCCGGCGUGAGCUCCCCGUGGCCUCCCCGACGAUGGAGCAGCGAGAGCUGGCAGGCCCCGAGCCUUUGGGGCCCGGGCAAGCCCCUCGUGUUGUGCAGGCCAGCGGGUCCCCGAGGAGGGUCCAGCCAGGGGAGCCGGUGCAGCGCUGGGAGGUGCAAUGGCAGGAGGUCGUGCCCCCACUGCAGCCCUCUGCCCAGGCUGGGGCGGCCACGGGGACCCCGGAGCUGCCGGACCUGGCGCCGGGGGACAGCGCUGACGUCCCGGAGACCUGGCGCCGGCGCUUCCGGGACUUCCGCUACCAGGGGGCCGCGGGGCCGCGGGAGGUGUGCAGCCGCUUGCAGGAGCUCUGCCAGCGCUGGCUGGAGCCCCAGCGCCGCAGCAAGGAGCAGAUGCUGGAGCUGGUGGUGCUGGAGCAGUUCCUGGCCAUCCUGCCCCGGGAGACGCGGAGCUGGGAGUGGGGGCGCGGCGUGGAGACCUGCGCCCAGGCUGUGGCCCUGGCCGAGGGGGUUCAGCUGGGGCAGGCGGAGGAUGAGAAGCUGCAGGUCACGGUGCACGUGAAGGUGGAGGGCGAAGCCUCAGACAAGAUGGCACCGGCCAGGGCAUUGUGGGAACCUCCUGACUCCUGCCUGGAGCUGCUGCAGCCACAUCCCGUGCACGUGCCCCUGGAGGAGGAGGCAGGAGAGGGUGAAAGCCCGGGGCCCCUGAAUGAGCCACCUUGCAUCCUCAAAGAGGAGCCCCCACCACACGAGGACUCAGAUUCCCCUGACACAGAGGACACCUGGGACUCAUCAGAGGAUGAAACCUGGCUCCCCAAACAAGGCCUGUCCUCAGAUGCAGGUUCAAGGACCCGGAGGAAAGCUGAGCCUCGCAAGGAUGGGCCUGGAGCCCCGGAGCAGCUGAGGACUUCCUUGGGGAAACCAUCCCCGAGACCUGAGCAGGGCCAGCUGCUUCUGCUGCAUGCCCUGCCUCUCGCACCGAGUGGGACAGUGGUGGUAAGCAAGGUCCUGGCCCCAGCUUGGCCUGAGAACGGGGAGAGGAUGGAGCCCCAACCAUGCCAGGGACGGAAGGAGACAGUUACGGAGCUGGGAAAGCUUCCCCGGCAAGAAGGGCAGUGUCCAAACCCAGGGGGUGGAGAGGGCUUCGGGGAGAAGCAGGAGCCUGCCACAGCCACGUGGCGGGAGAGAUCCUGGCCCGGCCUCGUGUGCGGGAAGUUCCUUGACCGCCAGACCCGUUUGGCCUUGCGUGCCCGAGCACAUGCCGGGGACAAACCCAACAGCUGUGCCGACUGCGGGAAGAGUUUCGGGAGCCCCAGCAACCUGGCUGCCCACCACCAAGUCCACUCCAAGGCGCCCCAGUGUGCGAGGUGCGGGAAGAGCUUCUCCAAGCGCUCGGCCCUGGCACGGUACCAGCACAUCCACUCUGGGGAGAAGCCCCACUGGUGCGCCGACUGCGAGAAGAGCUUUGCCCGCCCAGACAAGCUGGAGAGCCACCGCAGCGGGCAGCUGAGCCCAAAGCGGCACCGGUGCAUGGAGUGCGGGAUGGACUUUGCACGUGGCCAGGACCUGGCACGGCACCAGCGCAGCCACACGGGGAAGAGCCCGUCCUGCCCAGGGCUGGCCCCAUCUGGUCCCCUGCCUCGCAGUGGGGAGGCCAUUUCUGAAUAUCCUGUCUGAGGUCCCAGUCUUCAGCUGCUUCGCUGCAGUUACAAACCACUGGAGCCGGCCCAGACACGGCUGGUUUCUUUCUCAUCGGCUCAGGUGACGAUACCUGGAGGUCUCGUAAACCCCAGCAUGGGGACAGAAGGCAGUGGAGCAGCACAGGGUGUGUGGGAAAGAUCCCUUCCCCUUUCCUCCCCUUUCUUUUCCCUCUUUCCUACCCUCCCCUUUCUUCCCCUGGAAGUUUGUACCUUCCAGGCCAAUAUAACUGUCGAGAUGCAAAGCAUGGGCCCUUCCUAUCUCACCCACCACCCCCUGUUAAAGGCCGUGCCUGCACCUCCCCCUAGCCCAUCCUGGCCCUGGCAGCACCCCCUCUGGAGAAACUGCGCUGAGCAGGGGCAGAGCUCCCUGAGGGCCUCAGCAUGGGCCAGUGCUGUGGCCCAUGUCGCCCCUCGGCAGGUGCAAGAGGAGCAUCACACUGCCCCCCAAGACUGGCUGCGGGGACAAGGGGGUCUCUCCCCAUCUCAACAGAUAUGCAGGGGUGAAUUAUUAGCCAGGGCCAAAGGUAAUGAAGGCCUUUUCUGACACUGACUCAAAGCUGAGAGGAGGGUGUGUUGCAGAAGAUAUCAAAUUCACCCAAGGAACCUUGUUUGCAGAAGUAAAUGCAUUCAUUUAUUUUCAGGGGUUUGGGUGAGGUUGAACAGGAGCACGUGCAUGCAUGUGAAUGGGAGCUGGUCUCGGCUGGAACAGGAUGCGGCUGUGUGCAACAAUGCAUCCAGCUUCAUGUGCCCCAAAGAGGAGGCGGGGGUUGGGAACAUGGGGAAGCCUAACCAAGGCCCUGCAGGCCUCCCCUUCCUCCCAGGCCUGUGGAGCAGGGGCAUUUCCAGCUGGGAGGCAUAAAGCUGUGACCUGCUCCCUUUUCA